AAAUCUAUUUCAUAUCUAACAUGUCUAACCCAGGAUAAAUGUUUGUACAUCUUGUAAUAGCAUCGUAUUACAGGACCAAUCUGUUGAUACACAACUUACGUAGAGUGGUGAUAUCUGUCUGUCCUGUCGGAGUGUAUCAAUUAUAACAGCGAUGCAUUGUCGUAUCCGCCUGGUGUGAAUCAAAUGAUUAGGGUCGGUUGUAAGGGGUGUGUAGUCUACAAUUGUAAAAUACUGCGACCGUAAAAUAACAUUUCUACUGUUUACCGGGUUAUCAAGAACAAAUAUGGCAUCUGGCACAACUACAGACGUCAACUGUGGACCAUGCUUAUAUAACAAUAUAACAGUGCCUGGUAAUGUCUGGUGUUUAUCGUGCGAGGAGGGCCUAUGUCAGUCGUGUGCUGACAGUCAUCAGGGUAUCAAGGCUACCAGAAACCACAAAGUAAUUCCGGUAGAAAAAUGUCACCACGUGGCUUCCAUCGGACAUUUGAUGUCACAAACCUGUAAAAACCACAACAAAGCUCUUGAUCUUUAUUGUCCUUCCCAUGAUGCUCCUGUAUGCUCUUUAUGUAUAUCAGAGAACCACAGAGAAUGCAAGGACAUUGUAUCAUUGGAUGAUGUCGCUAAAAAUGUUGUUUCAUCUUCUUCGUUUUGUAAUCUAGAACAAAAUGUCGGAAAUCUUUUCAAAAACUUAUCCCAGUUAAAGGCAGAACGGGAACGGAAUUCCAAACAGCUUCAAAGUGAUAAAAUAGCGAAAAAUACAUCAGUCAAGGAAAUGAGGAGAAAACUUAAUGAACUCUUAGAUACAUUAGAAGAAAAACUUUUGCAAGAGUUAUCUUCCAAAACUGGAACCUGUGAAACGGAAAUCAAUAAUUCUUUAUUCGAAAUAGAAUUGAAAACUAAAGCAGUAUACGCUAUACAAUCCAACAUCUCCCAGCUGAAAGAAAUGGCUACAGAUGUACAAUUUUUUCUUGCAAUUAGAGAAAUUGAUAAGUCAGUAACCACAGAGACUAACUGGCUGCAUGCAAUCGCGAAUCAACGCAACAUGGAAGAAUUGACCUUGGACCUAAAAACUAAACCAAUGGAAGACUUGCUUGAAACAAAAUCACUAGGUUCAGUUAAGAUAGACCGCAGCCGAAAUACUGUUCCAAUAAACCAUCUGGGUAUGAAAGAGGCACAGAUACCACUUGAAGCAAUGCGUAAUAAAAUAGACCGAAUUAGGUUACAGCAGAAGAUAUACAUUCCAUUGCCAAUUACUAACAUGUUAGUUGAAAAUCUGUUUGGAUGUAUGAUAUGCAGUGAUGGAAACAUUAUCUUUGCAGAUGGUCCAAGUAGGACAAUUAAAGUUUUCAAUAAAAAAGGAAAUCAUAUAAAAGACGUUCGUGUACCUGGCACACCAAGUGACAUAACAGAGAUAUCACAAGGUCGGAUUGCUGUCACAUACUGAAUUGGAGAAAAAUAUGAGAUAGCAGGUAUAAAAAAUUACCUUUAUAAAACUGUUAAAUCAGUUAGUACAAGAAGUACAUGCUGGGGAAUAUCCUGUAAUGAUGGAAAGGUGGCAGUGAAGUGUUCAAAUGAAGGUAUUGAACUAUAUGACAUAAAUGGAAAGAAAAUGCAGGAUGUUAAUGAUGACGAGAAAAGUUAUCGAUUGAUUUAUAAUAUUGAAAUAUCUAAUAGACACAUUUAUUAUUCUUACUCUUACCAAAAUUCUGUGAGUUGUCUUGGUUUUGAUGGAAUCCUAAAAUGGAAAUAUGAGAGUAAUUCCCUGCAGCAUCCAACAGGGAUAACAACAGAUGGUUAUGGUAAUGUCUACGUAGUCGGACGAGAUUCCAAAAAUCUAAUCGUCAUUUCAAAAGACGGACAAAAUGGAAGAGAACUAUUCAAGUGCAAAGUUACACCUUGGUCGGUACACUUUGAAAAACAUAAUAACCAGCUUUUAGUGAGAGAUUAUGAAGGAGCUACAGUAUACGACGUCGUUUUUGGACAAUAGACUUGUAGGCCAGUAUAGAUCGAUACAUUUCGUCAAUUUGUGCACGUGGAACGCGUUUUACAAACCGCCACAAGCUAGGCCGUUUGUAUAUAGUGAAUUACUUUAUGAUUCUGUAUAAAAACGCAAAAUAUAUUACUGAUGUGAAAGUGCUAAUAUUAUGAAAAAUGCUCAUUAUUUCGUUUAAACGCACUUUUUCUGCUUUUUCUGACAUGGUUUUAUUGGUAACCCAAUGGGAUAUGCAAUUUCUUCAGUGCCAAGUUAUUCUGCAGACACCAGAGUUCACCCCUAUUUUUGUUAAAAAGAGGUGUUUUUUUUAUGUCUUGCUUAUUUUGUAAUAUUAUUUCUUGUCCAUUAAAUCUUUUGUACCAAA
This is a messenger RNA of Mytilus californianus (California mussel), 2357 nucleotides long. Its product is annotated as E3 ubiquitin-protein ligase TRIM56-like. The transcript is spliced from 3 exons. Lineage: Eukaryota; Metazoa; Mollusca; Bivalvia; Mytilida; Mytilidae. The record is from RefSeq and is a predicted model, not a curated record. Bases 284 to 1444 code for a protein of 386 amino acids. Gene Ontology annotation, molecular function: zinc ion binding.